This is a messenger RNA of Talaromyces stipitatus ATCC 10500, 462 nucleotides long. RefSeq lists its product as uncharacterized. The record is from RefSeq and is a predicted model, not a curated record. NCBI's taxonomy places the organism in Eukaryota, Fungi, Ascomycota, Eurotiomycetes, Eurotiales, Trichocomaceae. Bases 1 to 462 code for a protein of 153 amino acids. The transcript is spliced from 2 exons.
AUGGAAAAUAAACUCGGCCCUCAUCAUAUUCACAAUGAAUCUGAUGAUGAAAUCAUUUAUGAGCCAGAUUGCCUGUGUACGACCAAGCAUUUGUGGGAUUCUGGUGAUUUCUGUCCAGGAAGCAUUGCUCGGUUACUGUUUCUUGGUAUUACCUUACUUGAUUUUACCCAAGGACGAUUGAAUGAGCCAACUUCAACUCGAUUUGACUUUGUCAAUCUUACAAUCACUAAAGGCAUUAUCAAAGAUGCUUUUCAAACCAUAUACUCCAAGAUUGAAGCAAGACCAGCCAAUGUCGAUCAAUGGACUAGGAUCCAUAGCCGUCUUCAGCUUGAAUACACCCGCGCCAUGUCAAUCGGAGGCCCCUAUACUCCAGCCCGAGUUGAGAGUGUGAAACCCAUUAUUGAAAUCCUCAUUCAAAAUAUCAAAGAGAUUGCGGAGGAGAUUCAGCAGCUAGUAGUCUAG